CAGGCCGAUGUCGCAUGUUGAUGCGCCCCGAAAACUCCGCUGGUGUAUCGUGUCGAGACAAAAGUAGAGGAGCUAGAUACUUGCUUUUUGCUUUGUGAGGGAUAUAGUAUAGUGUAUGAGGCUAUGCCGUGCAUAAAACAAACCCUUGAAUGUUAAAUCAUGAAUGAAACACACGCCCUGCCUUUCGAUGAUUCAGGGUCUGAGGCGCUACGUCUCCGGGGCGUCAUGAUCGACCCCCAGAUGGAAGCGAGCAGGAAGGACCCUGGCCCGGCUAGGUACGAUCCUGGCCACGAGAGGGGUCUAGAGGCUGGUUCCGAUGCUCUAGAAAUCGAAAUGCAGCGCCCGGGCAUGCAUCCCGCGGCGUUGUGCACUCGUACAGCUCCACGGUAUUGUACUUCCGUCCUCGGAACGGGGAUGCGCAGACUCAGCUCAGAGAGCAGCUCCGGAAUAAUAUGGCACGUUAACCCACGGAACAGCGACAGGAGAUGGGACUCUGAUCAUCUCCCCCAGACACCACGCUCUGUCAUGGUUGGUGAACCAGCCUCAGGCAGCUCCAGAGGACCCGAAGGUUCUGGCCUCCACUUCUGCGAUUUCUCGGCCAACACUCGGCCAAGGACCAUCCUACACCGAGCAACGGCCAGUCUUCCCUCGGAGCAAUCAGGACAUGAUAGAUUGUUAUUGACAAUAGAAAUCGAUAGGGCGCAGAAACUUCACUUGGUCUGUCCCACCCUGCCGAGAUAAAGAAAUUCACAAAAAAAGAAAUAGUUUCAUCAAACAAGCGCAGCUGGAGAGCUGUUGAUAUGAUUAUUGAUUGUGGACUAUCUAUCUACUCGUAGAUCUUCCGGCUUUCCCCACCAGAAUCCUCAGGCUCGAGUCCUGAGCUGUUCCAGUCAAUGGGGAUACGAGGAAAGUAAGCAGGGCUUACCGAGAAGCAGGCAAUCGGGGAGAGUUCACACUCCA
This is a messenger RNA of Aspergillus heteromorphus CBS 117.55, 960 nucleotides long. RefSeq lists its product as uncharacterized. The record is from RefSeq and is a predicted model, not a curated record. NCBI's taxonomy places the organism in Eukaryota, Fungi, Ascomycota, Eurotiomycetes, Eurotiales, Aspergillaceae. The coding region runs from base 160 to 741 and encodes 193 amino acids. The transcript has a single exon.